Messenger RNA from Corticium candelabrum, 419 nucleotides. RefSeq names its product U6 snRNA-associated Sm-like protein LSm6. The transcript has 4 exons. Gene Ontology annotation, cellular component: U4/U6 x U5 tri-snRNP complex; P-body; U6 snRNP. Gene Ontology annotation, biological process: mRNA splicing, via spliceosome; maturation of SSU-rRNA. Lineage: Eukaryota; Metazoa; Porifera; Homoscleromorpha; Homosclerophorida; Plakinidae. The coding region runs from base 2 to 253 and encodes 83 amino acids. The record is from RefSeq and is a predicted model, not a curated record. Gene Ontology annotation, molecular function: RNA binding.
CAUGCUUAUUCGCACCAUGAGCCGCAAGCAGACUCCCAGUGACUUUCUCAAGCAAAUAAUAGGCAGACCUGUAGUUGUCAAACUCAACUCGGGUGUUGAUUAUAGAGGCAUAUUGACGUGUCUUGAUGGCUACAUGAACAUUGCAUUAGAACAGACUGAAGAAUACGUUAAUGGACAGUUGAAACAAAAGUAUGGAGAUGCAUUCAUAAGAGGAAACAAUGUUCUCUAUAUCAGCACACAACAACGGCGGUAGAACAGACAGUCAUCUAGUACUAGCCACAGCUUGCUCAUAUAGACAGUACGUAAUAGACUGACAGCACAUGUGUAUAGUCGAUGGUUGUGUUAUAAUGGUACUGUACUGACCAUUGCAGUUUUACUUUUUAAUACAUCUACAGAACAAACUAAACCUUUUCCCAUUA